AUGGCACGAAAACAAAAGCCAAGCCUACCAUCUCCAGGAGAGGCCUUGUACCCUCUGGAUGGGAACCCGGAAAAGGCCUGUGUUGUAAACACGAAAGGCCUAAAACUCACUAUCUACGCAUGGCGCGUGCAGAAGCCUAAAGCAGCAGUACUGUUUAUUCAUGGUGUACAAACUCAUGCGAGGUUCGAGUUUCUCAGGCAUCUCUCACCAGAAGAGCCGGACAUCGCGUUGCCAGCAGCUACUGGGGGAACCACAACUGCAGCAAACGGAGCAUCGGCAGCAUCAGAAGCAGCAACUCAAGGGGUAGGAAAGGAUUCCUGCGGUUCAAAACAAGGCGAAAGGCAGUACCUUCGUUGGUGCAUAUACGAGGGGAGCUGGGUGCAACAGCUGAAUAACGCAGGCUGUUCUGUCUAUGCGGGGGACCUUGAGAGUUUUGGGCUCUCAGAGGGAUGGAAAGCCCGCCGCUGUAGCGUUGAACGCCUUGAUGACUUGGGAUGCGAUGUGAUCAGCUUCGCUGAGUUCGUUGCUGAAGAUCUAAGCAAGCAGAGCCAGCAGAAUAGUGACAAUCAUAUGCUUCCGCCGAUUUGCCUCGUGGGUAUUUCUAUGGGCGGCUUCUCCGUCAUACGGGCACUCGAACUCAUGGGAGAGAGAAAUCAUUGGCUGCUUUUGCCUUCUGGUGUACAUGCUGGUGGUAUUCCCGUUCCUGUUGCAGAAGGGGCUGCAGCAGAUGGGAAUGCGGCAGAUGGGGCUACACCAGAGGGGGUCGUUGCCCCUCCUACUACUGCCAACGGGACUUCGCAUGGCGCUUUGGCUUCUCAACGGGCUCAUAUCGUUGCAUGUGUAGGUUUGGCGCCGAUGCUGGCCAUCGAGAAGGCAAGUUCUGGUGCAUUUAACAGAGCAAUAGCUAAAGUAAGCGGAGUUCUCUCCAAGGUCACUCCGCACGUUGGCGCUGUUAAGUUGCCCCCCGCACGGCUGCGCUGGGUUGACGUGCAGAAGGAUGAGGACCCGUUGGUAACCUGCCCUUUGAAAAUCCCAUGCCGGAUGGCAGCUGAAGUGUUGACUGCAGUCCCUCGCGUGCAUGCUGAAGCCAAGUCUAUCCCCCAGCAUAUUCGCCUUAAAAUCAUCCAUGCAAGAGAAGACUCCAUUGUAGAGCCACAGGGUAGCAUUCGUUUUAUAAACGAGUCCGCUACGCACAUCACCGAGCGUCAGCUGCAAAUCCUCGAAGGGGAACGGGGGCACUAUCUCGUCAUCGAGCCGGGAAACGAAGAAGUUCUCAGAGCUAUCAAGGAAUGGUUUAAGAUAUGUUAG
Messenger RNA from Eimeria maxima, 1308 nucleotides. RefSeq lists its product as hypothetical. The transcript has 3 exons. Gene Ontology annotation, cellular component: membrane. The record is from RefSeq and is a predicted model, not a curated record. Gene Ontology annotation, molecular function: lipase activity. The coding region runs from base 1 to 1308 and encodes 435 amino acids. Lineage: Eukaryota; Apicomplexa; Conoidasida; Eucoccidiorida; Eimeriidae.